UAUGUUUAAAUUUUGUGUAUAAAUACGUAUAUACACAAAUUAUGUGACAUAAUCAUAUACAUGCAUAAAUACAUGUAAUACACAUAUAUAUUUUGAUGUAUCAGUUUACUUUAUGUACUUUAUGUAGUAAUAACACUGGUAAGUCAUGUUACAACCAGCUGCUGCCAGAUUAUUUCGAUGACGCGCAUAUUGUUGAAUAGUAGCGAACCUAGUGUUUGUAUAACGUACUAAAAUAAGAUGGCUGACAUUCACUCUACUAGCUACCAACAGCAUAAUACCCGUAUUAAUUCUCUAAUGAAUUUCUUCCUUAUUUUACGUAAAUAAAUAUCUUAAAUACUCAUCCAUUAGUGUUAUACUAAGUACUGGUAGAAAGAAAUUGAUGUAAUAUACGAUAUUAAACGCAUAUUGAAGAUAAUAGAAAAGUUAAAUUAAACAGUACGUAAAGUAAAAACAUACAUCUGACGUAUUUUUAAAUAUACAUGUAAAAGUGAUUAUUCGUUAAGAGUGAUAGUGUAAAGUGUAUAUUGAUUGUUAAAACAAUGGAAUACGUACUGAUAAAAGACAUACGGCCGGGACAGAAAAACAUUAAUGUAGUGUUUAUUGUUCUGGAAGUUGGUCACCCUACUAUUACCAAAGAAAACCGCGAAGUUCGAACAUUUAAAGUAGCAGAUGGUACAGCAUGUAUGAAUGUUUCAAUUUGGGACGAACCAGGACAGCUUCUUGUACCAGGUGAUAUUGUAAGAUUGACAAAAGGUUAUGCAUCUGUUUGGAGACAAUGUUUAACAUUAUAUUCAGGAAAAAAUGGAGAUAUACAAAAAAUUGGAGAAUUUUGUAUGGUAAUAAAUGAACAAUUGAAUAUGAGUGAACCAAAUCCUGCUUUAGCACAACAAAUGAUUAAUCAAAGUGGAUCUGGUCCACCUGGUAGUAAUAACAAUAGUAUUACAAAUAAUGGAAAUGCAAAUAAUAUUGCUGGUCAACCUGGAAGACAACCAUUAGCAAUUCAAAGUAAUUCAACUACACCUACUAGUGGUACAUCUGGUAGUUCUACAACAACAAAAAGUGGAAAUAAUAAUAAUAGUAAUAGUGGUGGAAAUAGUAGUAAUACCUCAGGACUUCCAGGAGGAUCUGCAAGAUAUUCUGGUGAUUCAACAACAAAAACAACUGUUACACCAAAGACUAAUUCUCGUGGUCGUGGGGGAUACAGAAAUGGUGGACGCAGUGAUCGUAGAUAACAUAUAAAUAAAAAACGUUUAAUUAUAUAUGUGUAAUAAAAAUAUGCGAUUAUAUUUAGGUCAACUGUAAUAUACUGUUUUUCUAACAAUUCUGUAUAUGUAUAUUCAUGAAUUAAUGUAUACGAUAAAUCUUGUUAGAAUAUAUCUUCAUGAAUUGAAGACA
Molecule: messenger RNA, 1395 nt
Organism: Apis laboriosa (Himalayan honeybee)
Lineage: Eukaryota; Metazoa; Arthropoda; Insecta; Hymenoptera; Apidae
Product: SOSS complex subunit B homolog
Exons: 2
Coding region: 540-1232 (230 amino acids)
Biological process (GO): response to ionizing radiation; mitotic cell cycle checkpoint signaling; double-strand break repair via homologous recombination
Cellular component (GO): SOSS complex
Molecular function (GO): DNA binding
Source: RefSeq, a predicted model, not a curated record